AUGAACGUCUCAGCGAUAGUCAAUGUCCUUAGACUGUCCGCGAAUCCAUCUUUGUGCCUUCCGCAUCACACGAUUGCCACAUUCGACCAGCUGCCGGUACCCCUCUCGAAAGCCUUCAAGAAGGAUGGCGAGAAAGGUCCAGACAUCAGGGCAGUAGUCUUGGAUAAGGACAACUGCUUUGCAGUGCCAAAACAGAACACUGUCUUCCCAGCAUACCAGAGCAAAUUCGAUGAACUUCGUGCAGCAUACCCCGGCUCCAAAAUUUUAAUUGUCUCCAACUCCUCUGGCACAUCCUCAGAUCCAGGCUACAAAGAAGCCGACCUGCUGGAGCAAAACACUGGCGUUAAAGUCCUGCGACACAGUACGAAGAAGCCAGGAUGUCACUCUGAGAUCAUGGAGUACUUUCGAAGCAAGCCAGAGACUGGCGUCAAGAAGGAGAACCAAGUGGCAAUCGUGGGAGACAGGUUGUUCACGGAUGUCUUGAUGGCCAAUAUGAUGGGGUCACAUAGUGUCUGGAUCGAAACCGGGACUGUGCCGAAUCAUGGACUUCUUUCACGAGUCGAGAAGGGCAUCGCCGGCUUUCUGCUGAAGCGUGGAUAUACUGCUCCCGAGGUGAAGAGUGAUUUCGAGUGA
Messenger RNA from Fulvia fulva, 633 nucleotides. RefSeq names its product Phosphatidylglycerophosphatase GEP4, mitochondrial. Gene Ontology annotation, molecular function: phosphatidylglycerophosphatase activity. The transcript has 2 exons. Bases 1 to 633 code for a protein of 210 amino acids. Gene Ontology annotation, cellular component: mitochondrion. NCBI's taxonomy places the organism in Eukaryota, Fungi, Ascomycota, Dothideomycetes, Mycosphaerellales, Mycosphaerellaceae. Gene Ontology annotation, biological process: cardiolipin biosynthetic process. The record is from RefSeq and is a predicted model, not a curated record.